This is a messenger RNA of Trypanosoma rangeli, 1347 nucleotides long. RefSeq lists its product as uncharacterized. Bases 1 to 1347 code for a protein of 448 amino acids. The transcript has a single exon. Lineage: Eukaryota; Euglenozoa; Kinetoplastea; Trypanosomatida; Trypanosomatidae. The record is from RefSeq and is a predicted model, not a curated record.
AUGAGGAGCUGGAAGCGUGGUUACCAUUCCGGCCUCCUGCCCUUGCGGCAUCGGGGGUUUACGUUCGGUGUGGAGCUGAUUCCGCCGCGGCGGCCGUCGCUUACUUCAUCCUUUGCGGACGCUGUCGCGUUGGUCUCUCCACACCGGCCCGCGUACUACACAUUGCCCAUGAAGGCGCCGUACUUUGCCGCCUCGGGACGUAGUGGAUUGCAGAGUGCCGUGGAUCAUGUGCAGCAAGCGGGUGGGCGCGUCAUUCUCACCGUGACAACGACGAUGAGUGCCGAUGAGGACAACGGCGCGGCAGCCACAUGCGAGGGGGUGAGGCGUAUUCUUCAGGACUUUUUGGUGGUGCGAGGGGGUGAGGCGCUGCUGCUGCUUCGCGGAGAUGAUGCAGUGCGACGGAACGGGGAACGAGAGUCUGCCGCGGUGCGGGAGCGACAAGGCGGUUUCCAAGACAGUGUCCAGCUGCUACAGUUUGCGACCAGCGAGGCGAGGGUGCUAACAGAGGCGCCGGUCUCGCUGUUCUCCAGCGGAUACCCCCAAGGCCAUCCAAUGGAUCGCGUCUGGGGCCGUGACUCUCACGCCUCUCUGGCGUUUCUUGACAAACUUGCCGGCGGCAUGAACGAUCUGAGCGCGGAUGUCGCGGUGGCGCAACCGCCCCGUGGCUGGAACGCCGCGUGUGUGGAGGUGCGCAAGCUGCUUUACCAGGUGGAGCUGGCACUUUCCCUGCGUGAGGUGUCCUCGUCCUUGCCGCGCGACGCGGCGCAGCGGGGGGUGGAGACACUGGUGCGUAAAAAAAUUUUACAGCACGGGGUUCGCGGGGUUAUCACGCAAACUCUGACAGAUGCCGCGGAGUUUAUUGCGUACGUGGACGACACCCACCGUGAGCUCCGCCGCGCCGGUGCGGGUGCCUUGGUGGAGGCGGUGACGUUCUUUCCCGGCAUCCUGGCGCCACUCACGGCGCAGGAGUACACACGUCUGCUGCUGAUUACCAAAACGAUACCCAGCGCCGUGGUGCAGCAGGGGCUACGCGCCUACCGUGACGGUCUGAGGGCGGCAGCGGCAGCAGCCCCGCAGUUGGGAACCUCCGAUGAAAGGCGGGUUGAGACGUUGAUGGACGCAAAGGCGGUGCUGGAGCGGACGUUUCACGCAACGCUGGAGGAGGAGACCAUGGCGUUGUGUCGCACAGUCUUCAGCGCCGGUCACCGGUGCCUUCACUUUUCCGUUUUUAGGAACAGCAACCUGCCCUCCCUGCUGCAACUGCUCGAUCGUCUCCGCGGGGAGGAGGGCGACGGCGGCACCGCGUCUUCUGCAAUGCCCAGCCCUCCUCUUUUUUCCCUUUUGUAG